Grosmannia clavigera kw1407 is the source of this 4773-nucleotide messenger RNA. RefSeq lists its product as uncharacterized. Gene Ontology annotation, cellular component: membrane. The transcript is spliced from 2 exons. The record is from RefSeq and is a predicted model, not a curated record. Bases 1 to 4773 code for a protein of 1590 amino acids. NCBI's taxonomy places the organism in Eukaryota, Fungi, Ascomycota, Sordariomycetes, Ophiostomatales, Ophiostomataceae.
AUGGCCUCCACGAGUGCGCCGUACUGGGGCGAGCUUCCAGUAACCAAGCCGUCUGGCAGCCGCCGCCCGUCUGCUGAUGCCAGCCCAGCAGAGCCCGACCGGCGCCAAUUGCUUGACGUCUCGGCCCAGCCGCAACCCAAGUCCAACCGGGCCUCUGUGCAGACUACAAAUACCGAGGCGCCCACCGAGUCGACCAUGAGCCCCUAUGGAUCGCCCACCAGCACCAGCUUUCCAUCCCAAGGCCUCGCACCUCGACCACCGUCCUUUCCUUACGGUGCAAACCGCUAUCUGCAGCAGCAAAGCAGACGACAAAGCAGUCGAGGCAGAAACACUGACACAGCCGCUGAAAACGACCCGGCCGCGUACGCUGACGAUUCCGACACUCUACCCACAGCUCCAGACGUGCCUAGGGGCCCCCCUCUGAGCUACCGCUCUCCCUACGAAGACGCGCACAGCUACGGCUAUCCGCCAUUGCCACCGGCCACUCCACCGAGCCCCAGGAGGCCGGAGCUGACUCUCGCCACCGACCCGAUGGACCUUGCCAGUCCCGAGCAGUACUACACCACGGCGACGAGCAGGCCCGCAGCUGGCGAUGCGCCCCCCUCGUCUGGCGCGCGCGGUGGUCCUUCGCGUCGCAUGUCCACCCGCAGCGGACAUUCCGAGCGCCGGAAAAAGUUGGAAGAGGUCCGCUCCCCGCUACAGAAGCUUGAGCUGACGCUCGACAGCAUCACCAAAGAAGAAAAACGCGCCAGGGUCGCCGCUGCCGAGCAGGUUUAUCGCGAGCGGGAGGGCCAGGCAGCCGCUCGCGCUCAGCUGGAGGGGCCCCGACCACUUCCGCAGCCACAGCCCCGGGAGCAGCUGCAGGCCCGGUCGCACGAGCAUUUCGCCUCUGCCAGUGACGGCGAGCCACGGCCGCUCCUUCAGCCGGACGCGAGCCCGAUCGAAGAGAGCUACUCGCCCAUUCCCAGCCAGAGGGGACUUGCGUCGCAGUAUCGGCCAGAAUCAACCACAUCCUCUCCGCUGUCAGAGGGACAUGUCGCGAGGAGCAGGCAGCAGGACGCGCGAAACACGGCGCUUCCGAGCGGCACGGCUUCCGGAAUACCUCAGCGCAACCUCAGCUUUCGUGAGCGUGCUGCACAGAGCGACACUCUCUCUCUGCCAGAGAGCAUGCUGCCAAGGCGAACGAGCAGUCAGCAUGUCCAGCUGGCAAAGGAACCUCCGUCGGGCGACCCGUGGGCCAACAAGAGAAUGGCAGCGGAGCGCAGGUACCAGGCCAUGCAGGAAAUGAAUGCCGCUCAUGCUGGCGGACCGUCUCUUGGCAACUCCGACUUCUACACCGACAUCAGGCCGGUACAGCAACCGGAACCGCAGUGGCCACGCGAAGAAAAGACACGUGGGCUGGCACCAUCGGCUGCAUACCAAAGACGGCCGUCUGUAAGCGGCAUGUCCGAUGUAGAUUACCACCGGUCCGCCAUGGGCUACGACGGCACAAGGGAAAUCGGACGGGCCUCGAUGGCGGCCGCCGGUGUGGCGGGCGUUGCUGGAGUGGCGGCAGCAGCAGCCACGGCUCCCGCUCCGGUCAAGAAGACGGCAAGAUUCCACGACGAUGUCGAGCAGGGCCAGCACCACCAUCGUAUAUCCAACAUGCUGUAUCAUUCCCGUGGCGAGAUGCAGCCAGGCCAAGGCACAUACAGCCGCCCUACGUAUCUGGAAGAGUGGAAGAAGUUCAGAGUUGGCACCUUGGACGGACCACUUCUCGAUUUGACGACCGAGGAGAGUUCGAGUGUUGACGACAAGACUUGGUGGGAGCCCGGCGGAACGCGGCGGGGGAGCAUCACCUCACGGCCGCGGAAAGGCGAGGCAUUUGAUGGCGAGUACGACGAGGCUAAUGGCCCUUCGCGCUUCAAGCCGCCCUUGCACUUGGUCUGUGGCCCACUAUUAAGAUACUGUGGCAUGCGGAAAGAGAGGUCUCCGGGCAGAGCGCAGCGGAACGGCGGCGGCAACGGUGCCUCGGAUCGACAAUUUUGGCGUGGAAGCGUCAUGAUCGUGACCCGAGAUACCGACUCGUCGUACGACAUCGCCCCGACACUGCGACUGUUUGUGCAGCCACUCGACCUGCUUCCGCCUCCGCCAAGUGAGGUACAGGGCGCGCUGCCUCCCGAGUAUGUCGACCCGCUGGUUGGGCAUCCGAAGCUUGGCCGCAACGGAGAGACGCUCUAUGUGCGACCUGUCGAGCACAUUGCCGAAGCUCGGGACCUUUCCCGAGACGAGACCGAUGGCGGGCUUUACGAGAAGACAAGAAGUCCCGGAGCGGGCGUUGGUCCGACUGGCGGCGCCGUAGACCCGCCUGGUUCUUUUGCAGCCCGGCUGAAGCGGACGGAGAUGGACGGCGAGAGGGCGGGCAGGUUCAAGGACGUGCGUGGCUUCCGAUUGCACGCCGAGCGCGGGGUGACGUUCUGGCGAUUCAACAUCGAGGUGGAGCUGCGGGAAGCGCAGCAGCGGAUCGCUUAUCGCAUCAACCGCAGCCCGUCGACCGGAUUCUGGGUGCCAGCCAGAGGCCAGGCGAUGCACAUUAUGUUCCAUUCGUGCAACGGCUUCAGUCUCGGCGUCAACUCGCACCAGUUCAGCGGACCAGACCCGCUGUGGCGGGACGUGCUCAACAACCACCAGACACAACCAUUUCAUGUUAUGAUUGGCGGCGGUGACCAGAUCUACAACGACAUCGUGAUGCAGGAGACCGCCCUGUUCCAAGAGUGGCUCACGAUUAAGAACCCGCUGGUCAAGUAUAACGCACCCUUCUCGGCCGACAUGCAGGACGAGCUCGAGGAUUAUUACCUGAACCGGUAUGCCAUGUGGUUCUCGCAGGGGCUGUUUGCCCUAGCGAACUCGCAGAUUCCGAUGGUAAACAUGUAUGACGACCACGACAUCAUCGAUGGGUUCGGGUCGUAUCCGCACCACUUUAUGAACUCGCCUGUGUUCUCUGGGCUGGGCAGUGUGGCGUUCAAGUACUACAUGCUGUUCCAGCACCAGAGCGUGAUUGACGAGACGGAGGAGUCGGAACCCAGCUGGAUUCUGGGGCCGAAUCCUGGUCCGUACAUUGAGGAAGUCAGCCGAAGUCUUUUCAUGUACCUGGGAGCCAAGGUGGCCCUCUUGGCGGUGGACUGCCGGACGGAGCGGAUGCGGGACGAGGUUGUGCGCGAGGAGACGUGGAAGCGCAUCAUGGACCGGUGCUAUGCGGAGAUUGAAAAGGGCACGACAGAACACCUCAUCGUGCUGCUCGGCGUGCCUAUUGCCUAUCCGCGACUGGUGUGGCUGGAGAACAUCCUGACGUCACGGCUGAUGGACCCGAUCAAGGCGCUGGGGAAGACAGGCCUGCUGGGGGGCUUUCUGAACAAGUUUGAUGGCGGCGUGGAAGUGCUCGACGACCUGGACGACCACUGGACGGCCAAGGAACACAAGGAGGAGCGAAAGGUGCUCAUCGAGGACUUGCAAGAUCUGGCAGCAGACAAGUCGGUGCGCAUCACGAUGAUCAGCGGCGACGUGCAUCUGGCCGCGAUCGGACAGUUCUACUCGAACCCAAAGUUGGGCGUGGCGAAACACAAGGACUUCCGAUACAUGCCGAACGUGAUCUCGUCGGCCAUUGUGAACACGCCGCCGCCGGACCUGUUGGCGGACGUGCUGAACAAGAGAAACAAGGUGCACCACUUUGACCACGACACAGACGAAGACAUGAUUCCGCUCUUUGAUCACGGCGUGGACGGCAAGGCACGAAACAACAAGAGGCUGCUGCCCCAUCGAAACUGGUGUUCGAUACAGCCGUACGUGCCGGGAUCGACGCCGGCAGGGUCUCCGAUGCAGUCGACGAACGAGCUGGGCGGCCGCAGCCGCAGCAUCCUCCGACGGAACGGGAGCAAUGUGUUACGGCGCAACUCGUUGCGCAACCGUGCAGCAGCCAGCGAGGGCGAGUCGCGGCCGCCCGUGUCGGGUGGACUGCUGCGGACGAUGAGCAGCCGCGGCCGGUCGUCAGCCGACAACGUGCGACAGGACAGAGCAGGCACGAGCGUGAAGCGGUCGUUUUCGCUAUCCCGAGAUUUCCGGCCGGGAAACCUAUUCCGUCGGCUCAGCAAUCGCGGCAACCGUCGGGUGGACGACGGCGGCAUCAACGGGAGCUGGGGUGCGGACAGUGGGAGUGGGCAUGGCCGUGAACAGGACGAUGGGAGUUCAGCCAGCAGCGGCGAGUCGGCAGCGGGGCAGCGUGGCGGUCGAGGGCCGCAGAUGCGCGGUGGCGCGGGUUCGGCGUCUGCUCUCGGAGGGUUCGUGCACGACGAGUAUGACACGGGCGACGAGACGCACUUUUCGGUGAAGCGACGGCCGGUAGGACAAGCACUGCAGCUGCAGCAGCGCAGCCAGGCAACAAUCGGAGGCGAGACAGCGGCGGCGACACGUCAGUUCUAUCGGACACCGACAGGGCUGACGGCACGACAGUCGAAGCAGGCGCAGCAGUUCGAGGUCAACCUGGAAGGCGGACUGGAGAUUCGGCUGAACGUGGAGGUGAACCCGAAGGAGCCGACAGGGAUCACGGUGCCGUAUCGGCUGCUGGUGCCGCGGCUGUGGUAUAAUUAUGAGAGCGAAGAGGCGACAGCGGCAGCAGUGGCACACGAAGAGCCGACAGGGCUCAAGCGGCUGCUGAGUCUGGGGCGAAAGAGGCCGAACAUGGAUGCAGGAGGCGGAUCCAGCUUGACAAGGGAGAUGGAAGCAGCUCCGGCCAACUGA